This is a messenger RNA of Arvicola amphibius (Eurasian water vole), 1312 nucleotides long. RefSeq names its product lymphocyte antigen 6 family member E (gene Ly6e). The coding region runs from base 315 to 707 and encodes 130 amino acids. The record is from RefSeq and is a predicted model, not a curated record. Gene Ontology annotation, molecular function: acetylcholine receptor inhibitor activity. The transcript has 5 exons. Lineage: Eukaryota; Metazoa; Chordata; Mammalia; Rodentia; Cricetidae.
UCCAGUAGAGACCCGCCCACAGACCGUGGAGCGCCCCGCCCGCCGCCCGCCCCCGCCAUCCGAGCCCGGCUCUGCCGCCUGGGAAUCUCCAGACUGUGGCAAUCUCCAGGACCUGAGGUUUCCGGAGCUCUUUGGGGUCGCUUCGCCCGGAGGAUUUUGCCUACCGAUGCUGAGGUUCCCGCGGUUGUGCCUUGUCCCUGGCUAGCUCCGUUGACCUAAACAGGCUCUUUGCCCGGCUGCCCUCCUGCCUCUAGACACCUGGCUUUCACAGCAGGCCUCUUUGGAGCCCUCAGCAGGUAUCUGCCGCUUCCAGCAUGAGGGUCUUCUUGCCUGUACUGCUGGCAGCCCUUUUGGGUGUGGAGCAAGCCCAUUCCUUAAUGUGCUUCUCCUGCACCGAUCAGAAGAGCAAUUUGAAAUGCCUGUGGCCAACUGUAUGCCCGAGCUCUGACAAUUACUGUGUCACAAUAUCCGCUGCCGCCGGCUUUGGGAAUGUCAACCUUGGCUACACCCUGAAUAAGGGCUGUUCCGAAAUCUGCCCUCGUGAGAAUAUCAAUGUCAACUUAGGAGUAGCAUCCGUGAAUAGCUACUGCUGCCAAAGCUCCUUCUGUAACAUCAGUACCGCCGGCCUUGGUCUUCGCGCCAGUAUCCCCAUGCUGGGCCUUGGACUCCUGCUCAGCUUGCUGGCUUUGCUGCAACUGGAGCCCUGACCACGCCCGUGUGUUCCCCAUCUUCCCCCCAGCUCAGGAAGAAAAGCAGCCCCUUUUAGAUCCCAGGGGACUCUAGGAGCCUUCAGCUCCUCCUGGGUGUGUCUGGUCCCCCUCUACACUCUCUCGGCAUCAGGGAUGAGCAACAAAUGGACCCACAUCUGCUCUGUUGAAAUGGGACUGGCUACCCUUGUGUCCAGAGCCAAUCCUGUGACUUCCUUUGGGGAACCAGGAAAGGGGUGAAAAUCUUCUUUGGAGUCUCAGAGUCAGGCCUGAAUCCUGGGGACACGCUGACAAGGAUGUCUAAGCAAAUGAACGUACACCUGUGGACUCGGUGUGUCUGUGUGUGAAUGAAGUCACCUGGAGUCUGGGAUGGGCAAAGGGGACCUGGGAGAUUCUAGAGCGGAAGGCCAUUGUCUCCACCAAAACUCCUUCCCCCUGGCAUUACUGUACCCAGGUUGUACCCAUUGCAGGAGGCUGCUCGUGGAGGAUUGCCACUCCCAAUGAAGGUUCCCACCCCUAGACCCAGCUGAGUCCCUGCCUGCCCUCUCUGCCCACACUGGCUUCCUGCUGCUAUUCUAGUGCCUCAAAUAAACUGUUCCCACCCA